Cladocopium goreaui is the source of this 1743-nucleotide messenger RNA. The record is from the annotation of a GenBank genome assembly. NCBI's taxonomy places the organism in Eukaryota, Dinophyceae, Suessiales, Symbiodiniaceae.
AGGCUCAAGUGGAAAUUCGUUACUUUGCAAGGCGAGGACGCCUGGGAGUGCCAUGCCCGAAGACACCAAGGGAAAGAAGGAAGCUGAGAGCAAAGAUGUGGAGAUGAAAGAUGCAGACGAGAAAAAAGAUAAGGAGGGCAAGGAUGCCAAGAAGGAAAAGGAGGAGCCACCACCAAAGACCCCAAGGAUGAUUCUGCUGGAAACCAUCGCCCAGAACCUGAAGACCAUCGCUGCUGGCGUAACAGCAGGAGAUCCCAGAGUCAUGGGCCGCGUGCUCCGAUCCUUUGCCCAACUCCGCCGCACCAUGGAGCCAGAGGUUUUGAAGGCAUUGCUGGAGGAGUUCGUGGACCCAGCGCGGCCUAACAAAGCACAGUACAUAGCGGCAGUGCCUCCAGCUGAUGUGGAGAUGACAGAUGCCGAUAAGGCCAAACCCAAAGAGGUUGAGAUCAAGUUUCCACAGCUCAGCAAGCCGUACCCACCUGAGCUUGAGGCAUAUGCAGUACUGAGUUUGGUGGUGAAGCUUUCCGACAAGAAUGAGAAAGAAAAGUCUCUUGAGACAGCAAGUGCUUUGGUGCUUUUCUUGAAGACCCUGAACCGACGUACGUUGGAUUUCUUCAAUGCCAGGGCGUACUUCUAUCUAUCACUCGCUUACGAGCGAUGUGGCCGUCUCUCAGAGAUCCGACCAGAGCUUCUUGCAGCCUAUCGCAGUGCAUGCCUUCGGCAUGACCAGAUGGGCCAGGCCACCCUCCUGAAUCUCCUUCUGAGAAACUACUUGGCCUACAAUCUCUACGACCAAGCUUUGAAACUUGUUUCCAAGACAAGCUUCCCCGAGAGCAGGCCAAACAUGCAGUAUGCCCGCUACCUUUUCUACAUUGGGCAAAUCAAGGCCGUCCAGCUCGAGUAUUCGGACUCACACUCAAAGCUGAUGCAAGCCAUUCGCAAGGCGCCGCAGACUGCCAGUGUGGCACUUGGCUUCAAGCUGGCAGCCAGCAAACUCGCCAUUGUGGUGGAGCUUCUGAUGGGAGGCAUUCCGGAACGCUCCUUUUUCAUGCAGAAGGAGCUUAAGGAACAACUUCGUCCUUACUAUGCGAUCACCCAGGCUGUUCGAUCUGGUGAUUUGCAUGCCUUCAAGGAAUGCACCAAGACCUAUGAAGCCCUGUUCAAGAAGGACAAGACUCUGACUUUGAUCAACCGACUCCGGUACAACGUGAUCAAGACAGGUCUUCGAAGCAUCAGCCUGGCCUACAGCAAGAUCUCCUUGCAGGAUAUUUGCACCAAGCUAGGCUUGGAAUCUCCACAAGAUGCCGCAGGAGUGGUUGCAAAGGCUGUUGUGGAUGGUGUCAUCGAUGCAACCAUCGACUAUGACCAGCAGUUUGUCAAGUCCAAUCAGAAGCUGGACUUGUACCACUCCUGCGAGCCGCAGAAGGCGUUGCACAAGCGCAUUGCUUUCUGCUUGCAGAUGCACAAUGAUGCUGUAAAGGCAAUGGCAUAUCCAGAUGAGAAUGACAACAAAGACGCUGAGGAUCCUGAAGAAAAGAGGGAAAGAGAAAAGCGUGAAUUGGCCAACAUUGAGGAUGAGGAAGGUGGCGAUGAUGAUAUGAUCAUUUGAGAUGGCCUUUGCCGACCGCAUAGGAUGGAAGGUUUGCGUCUUUGCGUUGUCCGGGAUUUGUUCGCAGACAGAGCCGAACAGAGUAGAUGUUUUGUUGCCUGGGUAGCUGGAUGCUCGAGGCACAUGGCAAAAAA